UUCCAAUCCUGUCCAUAUCAUGUGAUUCAGGUGUUCCAAUCCCCUCCAUAUCAUGUGAUUCAGGUGUUCCAAUCCCCUCCAUGGACACAGGUGUAUACAAUCAAGCCCCUAGGCAUGCAGACUGCUUCUACAAACAUUGGUGAAAGAAUGGGUCGCUCUCAGGAGCUCAGUGACUCCAAGCGUGGUCCCGUGAUAGGUGGCCACCUGUGCAAUAAGUCCAUCCGUGACAUUUCCUGGCUACUAAAUAUUCCACGCUCAACUGUUAGUGGGAUUAUAACAAAGUGGAAGCCACUGGGAACAACAGCCACUCAGCCACCAAGUGGUAGGCCACGUCACAUGACAGGGCGGGGUCAGCGCAUGCUGAAGCGCACAGUGCGCAGAAGUCGCCAACUGUCUGCAGAGUCAAUAGCUAAAGACCUCCAAACUUGGUGUGGCCUUCAGAUGAGCCCAACAACAGUGCGUAGAGAGCUUCAUGGAAUGGGUUUCCAUGGCCGAGCAGCUGCAUCC
Messenger RNA from Staurois parvus, 507 nucleotides. Lineage: Eukaryota; Metazoa; Chordata; Amphibia; Anura; Ranidae. The record is from the annotation of a GenBank genome assembly.